This is a messenger RNA of Pungitius pungitius (ninespine stickleback), 5181 nucleotides long. It is a transcript of the gene wapla, whose product is annotated as WAPL cohesin release factor a. The record is from RefSeq and is a predicted model, not a curated record. Bases 172 to 3660 code for a protein of 1162 amino acids. NCBI's taxonomy places the organism in Eukaryota, Metazoa, Chordata, Actinopteri, Perciformes, Gasterosteidae. The transcript has 20 exons.
GAUUGGCCGUCUUCCUCCUCACAGCGCAGUAUAUUCGGGUCGUGCCAAAGAACGAGGAGGGAGGGGAUAUUUUAAUGGCCGUCAAUAGCACUACAAAAUGCAAAAAGUCCGGAUUAUCCACUAUAUUUAGACUACACUAGAUUGAGGAAUAUGUAACAUAAAGCAUCCAACAUGACAUCCAGAUUCGGUAAAACAUACAACCGCAAGGGAGGGGAGGCUAACUCUAAAUUUGACGAGGUCUUCAACAAUAAAAAGCCCACACUGACCACCAAAUGGGGGGAGACCACCUACAAGGCUCAAUUGGGGGCCAAAAGGCCUACUUUAAAACCGGAAGCGUCUGAGCUUUCCAAAAGGCCCAGGCUUGAGGACAGCGACAGCGAUGAAGACCCCUUUGGAUUUGACAGUGACGAUGAGUCCAAGAUCUUAUCCUCUCGCAGGGUCAAUGACGGGGCAGUGACAAAGACCACUGCAGUGCAGAGUGGUGGCACAUCCACUGUAACUUCUGCACAGGGGUCUGCAAACUCCGCUGCCAAGUUCACAACCAAGCAAACAUCUGAAAAUACCCAGUCCCAGUACAAAAGUACAGAUGCAAACCAAAAACCUGCAUGCAAGGCAUCCCUGACAAACACAGUCCCCUCUGCUGAACAUAACUUGUCAGUCCCCUCCGCUUCUAACAUAGUCACCUCCCUCAAACUGUCCAUUGACGCACCAGGAGGUAGCAGAGACUUCCAGACCUCUCCCUCUUAUGAUGAGUUGCCAUUGGAGGAUAAGAAAAGGGUUGAAUCGGAGCCGCAACCAGAACCAGUGGACAGCAUUCCCCCAUCUCCAUUCACCCUAAGGGCCUCUAACUGCAAGAAAUACCUGCGACCCACCCAGUCGAAGAAAGCGUCCUUUGAACCUGCUGAGAACAACGGCAACAAGCCUGCUGAAGCAGCGGCUGCCCAUGAAAAACCCAACAGUGCCCUUUCUGCUACCGCAAGUAAUACUGCUGCCAAUGCUAAACCAGCUGCCAAGCCCACAGGCAGGGGAGGCGGGAGGGUACGGGACUACACGGUUCUGCACCCUUCCUGUCUGUCGGUGUGCAACGUCACCAUCCAGGACACAGUUGAGCGGAGCAUUGACGAACUAGUCACCCCCGCCACUCCUGCUGACCUUGGAGAAGCAGGCCAGAUGAAGAAGAAGACAGAUGCUCCUGCAUCGACAUCUACCAGGUUCAGACAGGCCCAGACAAAGACCAAGAAGACCAAGACAGAGACCAAACUGGAAUUUUUUGGCUUCGAGGACAAGGAGGAUCAGGGGGGCGAGGAGGGUCCAGAAGGUGCCAUGGCAGGCAAGAGCAGCUACAAGAUCAAAUACUUUGGCUUUGAUGACCUGAGCGAGAGUGACAGCGAUGAAGAGAGCUGUCAGGCCAAAGAGAAGAAGGCCAAGAAGGCGGCGGCAGCCCUCGCUGCUCUGAGCUCUGGGGUGGACAGCCCUCACACCAGUGACUCUCAGGACAGCCAAGCCAGCAGCAACACAGAUGGAUUUGACUUCUCUGAGGACUCCAGUCCUGGCUGCGCUGAGGGGCAGAAAGGACGCUCGGGAAAGUCAAGCGACAAAUCCAAGGACACCGUUGGUGGACUCAAAAAGAUCUUCAGCGGACCCAAAAAGUCCCCUGCUAAAGCUGUGUACAACGCUCGUCACUGGAACCAACCUGAGAAUGAAGAGGUACCUGCGCCUCCACUGCCUCGAGCUCAGACUGCUCCGGCAAUUCUAUCGAGCAGCAGCAAGGACAGCAACUCCCAUAAAGAUGAUGGCUUGUUCAAAGCCCCUCCACCGCCGCCCAAAGUCAUUAAAUCUGAGACCCUCCCCACGCGGCUCAACCAGGAUAUUGUCACUGCGCUCAAAUGCAGGAAGGAGCACAAGGAGCUGUACACAGUGGUGCAGCACGUGAAACACUUCAAUGACGUUGUGGAGUUUGGGGAGAAUCAAGAGUUCACAGACGAUUUUGAGUACCUGGAGACGGGGCUGAAGAGCAGUCAGCCUCUCAACACAAGAUGCCUUAGUAUAAUCAGCCUGGCCACUCGGUGUGCCAUGCCUGGUUUCAGGAUGCACCUGCGGGCCAGAGGGAAAGUGGCACAGGUCUUCAAAAUGAUCAGUGAUGCUCCACAACACCCGAACCUUGCUCUGUGCACGGCUGCGCUGAUGUACAUCCUGAGUCGCGAUCGUCUGAACAUGGAUCUGGACAGGGAGUGUCUGGAGCUUAUGAUCAAGCUGCUGGAGCUGGACCACGACUACCCGGCCGACCAGGAUCAGCUGACCGCAAAGGAGGUGGAAAAGGUCAAGGAGAAGAUCAGGAAGCUCUGUGAGACGGUGCACAACAAGCAUCUCGACUUGGAAAACAUCACGACGGGUCAUCUCGCCAUGGAGACACUGCUCUCUCUCACCUCCAAGAGAGCAGGCGAUUGGUUCAAGGAAGAGCUGCGCCUCCUCGGCGGUUUGGACCAUAUCGUAGACAAAGUUAAAGAGUGUGUGGAGAACUUGAGCCAAGAGGAUGACAAGGAGAACCUAGUGGCGUCUUUAUGGGGGGCCGAGAGGUGUCUGAGAGUACUUGAGAGUGUGACCGUGCAGAAUCCGGAGAACCAGGGUUACUUGAUUGCCUACAAAGACUCACAACUCAUCGUGUCCUCUGCCAGAGCUUUGCGGUACUGUGAGGAUAUGAUUCAGCGAUACAGCAGGGCGUUAAACAACAGCUCUCUGUCUCUGUCGGGAGCCGCGCUACCCCACUGCAGCUUCAGUAACGUGGGCAAAGCCGUGGAGGACUGCAUGAGGGCCAUAAUAGGAGUGCUGCUCAACCUGACUCACGACAACGAGUGGGGGAGCACUAAGACAGGUGAGCAGGAACAGCUAACCACAACCGCUUUGAAUUGUGUCCUCCGAGUUCCACGCUACAUCCCCCAGGAGCAGCGCUUUGACGUGCGAGUGCUGGGUCUGGGCCUCCUAAUCAACCUCGUGGAGUACAGCGCCAGAAACCGCCACUGCCUGGUGGACAUGGAGUACAUGGUGGACGAAUCCAGUCUGGAAGACAGCCUGCUGCAGCCCGCUGACCCAACAAAUUCCGACGCGGCGUCGGCCCCUCCGAGCACGGCUGACACUCAGGGAGACGGUGCUGUGAAGCCCAGGCCCUCCGGUGCCCUGGCUGCUCUGGUGCAGCUCUUCCUGGAGAGGGAGCGCGCUGCCAUCCAGGCUGAGGCUAAAACUGACGACCUCAUCAGCGAGGCGCCCAAGCCGGCACUGGACCAAAGCGGCGAGUGGCAGGAGACGUCAGGAGAGAUCCAGUGGGUGGCAGCCGAACCCAACGACAGCCAACCUGAGAAUAAAGAUAAUGAGAAGAAAGAGGAGGAGGACGAGGAGCUGGAUCUAAAUAAAGCUCUGCAGCAUGCAGGCAAGCAUAUGGAGGACAGCAUCGUAGCCUCUUACAUCGCUCUGCUGCUGGGCUGCCUGUGCCAGGGAAACCAGACAAAUGUGACUACUGUGAGAGAGAAUCUACCCAAAGGGGAUUUCUCCAUCAUGACAGAAAUGCUGAAGAAGUUCCUGAGCUUCAUGAACCUCACUUGUGCGAUGGGCACCACAGGACAGAAGUCCAUCACGCGGGUCAUCGACUACCUGGAGCACUGUUAACAGACAGCCAGACAGGGGUGUCACGUGCGGCACGUUAAAGGGACGCCAGGUCAGAAGGCACCAGGGUGGGAGGAGCAGGGGGGGGGGGUCGGGGGGUGGUGGUGUUGUUGAUGGAGGGGUCUGACUCAGCCGCGCUCCCCUCGACACCCCGCUGGAUCAGCCGAUGAAGCUGAAAAGAUCUCACCGAAUGGUUUCCCAUGACGACGUGUGACCACCCAACAGUAGAAGUCCCCCAGUCCCCCCCCCACCCCCCCAAAGAUGGACUCUUCUUGGGUCUGACGGCAACGAGCUACUGAAGCCGGGGUCUCCUGCCUGGUCUCGACUCCGGGUCACUUAGCUGCAGGGUGAACCUCUGGCUCAUUACGUUUUAAUCAUCGAAGCUAAGGGUGAAAUCAUUGAUUAGCAUGAAAGAGACAACAGCAACAAUCAUUUUCACAGAUGUUAGAAAGACGUCUGUGGAAACGUGUGGAAUGAUUUUAAAAGGUUACAUCCAUUUAACUAAAUGUUUGCAGUUGGCUUGAAUGUUUAAGGGAAUCUUUUAAUCUUUUGAUAUUUUUUUUUUUUAGCAAAUGAUUGUGCCCGUUAGCAAGCUCCUCUAUAUUUCUUUUUUCCUUUUAAGGCAUUUUUUUUCUCAUCUGAAUUAUUAACAACUUUAAAAGGAAUCACAACUGAUGGAAUGUUCUAGAUUGACUCAUGAGGGCACCUGGAAAUGACCUUCCACACAUUAUCUUCUCACAUACGACUUAAAUCUUUUAAAAUUCCAAUUCAGAGUAUGUAAGUAAAGUGCAUUCACUCACUCAAAAAAAACAUGAUUUUUGUGAUUCCUGUUGAAUUCCUAAUGAAGUUCAUUUCUUUCUCUUUUAUUUUUUAAAAAUGUAUUUAAUUUAAAUGUCUCCUUGUUCAUAAAUGCCGAGUCUUAACCCAUUGAAAUGCCAUUGUUUCACAUCACGUUUUGAUCGGAUGUGUCCCCACGGCUCAGCGGCUGGGGGGACACGCAACGGACUUACAGGCUGAAUCAUGGUCUCGCCACGCUUUGCCCUCAUUGCAUCGGGAUGUGAUGGCUUUGGGGGGAAAAAAAGGUUCAUCGGCGCCCAGUUAUUUAUUCUUUGCCUGUCGCUCCUCCUGUGACGAUGCUCAUGGACCUUCAGGAGGCCUCGUGCCUCUUACUGCUCACGCGUACCGUCACUGGUUUGAAUGACAGCCGUACCCGUGUAAUCUGGUUUGUGGUCACUGGUAAUUACUUUGCAAAGAUCUGGUCCGGAGGGAAUUGUAGAAUGUAAAUACUCCUGUACAUAGCGAUUAAUGGACAUUCAAAGAAACUAAAUGCUUAGACUACUUUUUUCCCUGAAGCUGAUAUUUUUUAUUUUAUAUAUUUCUGAGUUGUCAUUUGGAAAAACAAAAAAAUUGCAGGAAGAGGAUUAAAAAAAAAAAAAAAAAGUUUGUACCCGUUUCAAGGACAUUGUCUUUGGUUACAUGUAAAUAGUUGUAUCUCCAAAAAGAAAAAAAAAAAGUUGCUACUUU